This is a messenger RNA of Mercenaria mercenaria, 4268 nucleotides long. RefSeq lists its product as uncharacterized. The record is from RefSeq and is a predicted model, not a curated record. Lineage: Eukaryota; Metazoa; Mollusca; Bivalvia; Venerida; Veneridae. The transcript has 4 exons. The coding region runs from base 73 to 4107 and encodes 1344 amino acids.
CAGAGUAUAAUACGAAGAACAACGUUUAGUACUUGUUUCGCGUUGGACAUUAGACCAUAAACAGACAGAAAUAUGGCUUACUGCAUCCAAAAGCUACAGGAUGAAAGGUUUAAGAAUUGGCUAAAGGGAGCUCUUGCAAUAAUCUUUUGCAAAGAAGGACUGGAAGAUUUUGUGUUGGAUGAAAUGACACAAUUCCAACGAGAUAUUCUACAAAAUAUCUACACUAAUUAUGGAGUUAAACCAUAUACAGUCUGCACAUUUUGUACAACCGCAAAUGUUCUGCCUUGUGGUACCAAGAAUUUCUGCUCCGUUGGAAAGAAAUGCUUCGUGCACGAUUCAAAAGUCCCCAACAAAACGCCCAAUCAGCAAUGUCCGAAUCGGAUCUGCCAAAGGUUAUCUGAUUCAAUACGAACCAUGCAUCGGUUCACUAAUCCAUCUUGGAAGAACACGGAUGCAACGUUAUGGUGUACUGACGCCUUCUAUAUUGCAAAAUGUUACCUGCCACCAGAUGGUUACGGUGGGGCCACGUCCAUCAGAGAGGUCGAUUUCAAUGGGGUCAUCAGUGCGAUUCUUACCAAUAAGAGGUUCCAAAACAAGUUGGCGAUAAAUCUAUUUCUGAAAACGAAUAUAUGCACAAAGGCUCGAGAUAUAGGUAGAGCUGUACGUCAUUCGUCGGAUCUGUCAAUAGAAGACAAUGACCUUAACAGAUAUAUCGAUGCACUGGUUGAUCUUUUAUCUGAUGCAAAGUACUUGUCCUCUGAUAUGAAGGCAAACGACGCAGUAGAUAAACUGAGAAAGCUAAAAGUUGGGUCAUUUGUGAUAACAACAGAAGACAUAACCAAGAUUCUUGAAGAUACCUCAAAGAAUCUAUUGUCAACCAGUGUUGGACAAAUGAAAGAUCGUCAUGACGAGGCCAUCAAAAGUAUCAGUCAGAAAGAAGAAAUUAUUGGAGACUUAAUUGAGAAACACAGAAAAGAUAUUAAUGAGCGGAAAGUUAAGCUGCUGCAAGAAAUACAAAAUGAGAUGGGAAAACUAAAGCAUAUUACAAAUGAAAGCCUUGCUGAACUAAUUGAGGCAAAGGAAAUCCAGAUUGAAGAAAUUAGGAAGGAAGUGGAUGAUAUGGUAGCUCUGUUAAAGCAGUCUGGCGAAGAAGAAAGAAAGUACUUGGUAGAGACUGGAGACCUUGAACGUAAAUCACUUCAACAAAUUUCUAAACAAGUGAUAGAUAAUAUUGAGCGUUUGGUUAGCUCGAAAUUGGCUGAAGUUCAAAUGACAGCAGAGACAGCUAUACGUGACAUUCAGAAGACAGAGGCAGAAUGCAUAACACACAGGAAUGAUACCGAUUAUCUCCGAUUAAAAUCAGAUCUUCAAGAAGAUCUCGUUGAAUGGUACAGACAUCGGUAUUGGACACUGCCGAUUUCACCGAUGGUUCAAGAAAAUGACGCGAAACUAAUAGAGUUCUACGUGAAUCCAACAAUGUAUUGUACAAAUCAAGCGCAUAGUAAUGACAGUUCAAACACGGAAAUCCGAUCCUACCAAGACAUUUUUUACACUGAAACUUAUCGCUGUAAAAACAUCUAUAUAACAGCUGACGCAGGAUCUGGGAAAACAUCUUUCGUACAAAAAAUGGCUCUCACGUGGUGUCAGUCUCGAUCCAAACUGGAGACUGAAGAAAUUUACUUUCAAAAUGAUGAUCUAGAAAGCAUGGGACAUUUUCAGUUCUUGUUUGUCAUUAUAUUACGAGAGGCAAACCUCACUGAAUGUGGUGUAGAUGAUUUUAUUGAAAGUCAAGUUCUAAGAAAUUUGUCUCGCGCUCGUCAGUAUACAGCUGACAUCAUGGAAAGAAUAUUGCAUGAAGAAAAGUGUUUGGUAAUCCUAGACGGCCUUGACGAAUGGAUGCAUCCUGUAACACGAUCCCCGAAAUUAAGUUGCUGGUCAACAAGGCCAAAAAUACCUCAUAAGAAAGCUAGACUUAAAACCACGUUCAUUUCUACAACAAGACGGUGGAAAAUGGGCAAUUAUUCAGAAGCAUUUUCGAACAUCGAUAAGAACAUAGAGUUAAAGUACCUCGACAAAGAAUCAUCUGAUAAACUCACUGCCAAUGUGUUAUCAAAGCUUAAUUAUCGGUACGGGAAGAAUAAAAAGCCUGAAACCUUUUCUGACCAAUUAAGUUACACACAGCUUUAUUUUGAUCACAUAAGAUAUGUUCCCAUAAUGCUGAUACAACUGAUCUGUCUAUGGUUUAAUGGAAAAGCCAUUCUGAAAACCUCAUGUCAAGUUUUUAGCGAAAUGAUAGAACUACGCAUGGAACUGGAAAACGAAAAGCACGAUUUGGAACAAUGUGAAGACAGUGAAAAUGAUUCGAAAAAUUCAGGAACUGUUGAUUUAGAUCUUAUUCCAAAGUGCCUAAAGAGGAAUGGAUACAUUGUGAAACAGUUCACACUUUUAAAAAUAUUAGGACAUCUUGCUUAUGAUGCAUCCUUCGGUGAUAACAAUGAGUUAACAACGGUUACCGUCUUUGACAGGAAAUAUGUUCUUAAUUAUAUGACAGCUUUUCAGUUACAGUACUGUUUUAAACUAGGACUUUUAACACAGAGUAGAUCAAAUAAUCUCUCUGCAAGAAUGGCUGCUAUUUCAUUUCAGCACAAACUAUUUCAAGAUUAUUUUGCCGCUUUAUUCAUAGCAUCUAGCAAUAAAACCGACAGUUUUGACAGAGUAUUAAGAAAUUGGAAUUCUGUAGGAUAUUUCAAUAAUGAAUUAUGGCCAAUGUUAAAAUUCUUAAGCGGGUUUUCACCAGGCGCUACAAGUCAUAUUAUUGCUGGCGUUGGGCGUCUACUGAAAGAAGAUACAUGCACGACAAGAUAUAGACGUUCAGGCUAUUCCUUUCAUUUUAGUAAUAAUACAAUCAGAAGUCAUAAAUUGAAGCUUUUUCAAGAUAAAAUGAUAACAUCAUUACGCAUAUCUCGGGAAACUGGAAACGGAGAUGUCCACUGUGACGUUAAAGAUCUCUUCUUUAUAAAGGAUGACAUUAACCAUGAUAAUCACAAGCGUUGUCUAAAGGAUAUCAUUAGCUGGAACAAAGAUAACAUAAAAUCAGUAUGUAUUUUAGACUAUGAUGACCCAGAAGAAAUAUCUGAUAUCAUAGCAACUUACGGAUUAGUGAACCUACCUUCUCUGCAAAGGUUGCAUUUACCUGGCUACUUCAGAGCAGACGACAUAUACCAGCUUUUGUCAGGAUCUGUUCAAACAAUAGAAAAUUUUCAAUUUGAUGGCCGAAAAUCAAUAAAAAGUAAUGUGGAUGCACCUCGAAACAUUCCAUUCUACGAUAAAAGGUUACAUGUAUUUCAGAAGAUGAAACAUCUUCAAGUCCUCUACUUACGUAAUGCAAUGAUGCUUCAUGAUCAGAUAAGACAGUUACGUGCUGUCAUAUCACUGAAAACAGACAUGGAAUAUGUAGGAUUGUACAAUAUUAUGUGCAAACAACAUGGUGGAUAUACAUGUGGUGAUGGUACUCUAGACCUUUCUAAACAUUGUAAAUUGAAAGUACUGAGACUAGGAUAUUUUCCUGUGCAGAAAUUGUUAUUUAAUGCUCUACAACUACAGGAAUACAGAAUAAGUUGGUAUCCCGAUAGUGAAGUAAUGGCAUCCGCCUUCAACUCACUUGAGAAAGCAGAAAAUCUUGAAACUAUGUACUGCCAUGACAUGAAAACUUGCUCCAAUGUAACCUACAUGAUAACAGCAUUGCAAAAACUAACAUGCUUGCAAAACCUUGUUAUACGGCACUGUGAUUUUGGUGAUGAGGAAUUAUUGCUGCCUCUCGAAAUGAAACGCUUAGAGUAUCUGUUUAUGUUUAAAACAUCAAUGACAUGCUCCUCACUCCGCAAGUUAGUCAACAGAUUAGAGACUUAUCCAGAGUAUGUUGAGGUACGACUAUGGAAGUGUAAAAUACUGCCACAGGAGGACUAUAAUACAUUUAAAACGUAUAUUCGCAAUUCAGAAAUAUGGAAAGUUCUUCUUGAUGGACCAAAUGCUUGGGAAAAAGAAGAAUUUAGAUUUGACAAAAAUAAAAACACGAUCUUUUAUAAAGAAAACAUUUGUUUUAAAUGAAGAUUAAAAUGCAUGCAGAAAAAGUACAGGUUACUUGUUGGAAAUAUACAUUGUUGGUGUGUUAUUUGACACACUGAUAUGGUUAUCUUAUAGAACAUUCAGUGUUAAUAUAAACUGUAUGAGAGAUAAGCAUUAAAAAUUUAAGUGCAGAUCAAAAUGGU